CCUCCGCACGGCGCCGGGCCGCGGGCCUCGCGGGGCCGGAGCCCGAGGGUCGCCGCGAUGGCCCUCAAGAUGGUCAAGGGCAGCAUCGACCGCAUGUUCGACAAGAACUUGCAGGACCUGGUCCGCGGCAUCCGCAACCACAAGGAGGACGAGGCAAAAUACAUCUCUCAGUGCAUUGAUGAAAUCAAGCAAGAGCUGAAGCAGGACAAUAUAGCAGUGAAAGCCAACGCCGUCUGCAAGCUGACCUAUCUACAAAUGCUGGGAUAUGACAUCAGUUGGGCCGCCUUCAACAUCAUAGAGGUGAUGAGCGCCUCUAAGUUCACAUUCAAGCGCAUUGGCUACCUCGCUGCUUCCCAGUGCUUCCACGAAGGCACCGACGUGAUCAUGCUGACGACAAACCAGAUCCGCAAGGACCUGAGCAGCCCCAGCCAGUACGACACUGGAGUUGCACUGACUGGUCUGUCCUGUUUUGUUACCCCAGAUCUUGCCAGAGACUUGGCAAAUGACAUCAUGACACUGAUGUCACACACGAAGCCUUAUAUCAGGAAGAAGGCCGUGCUGAUCAUGUACAAGGUGUUCCUGAAGUACCCCGAGUCACUGCGUCCCGCCUUUCCCCGGCUCAAAGAGAAGCUGGAGGACCCCGACCCUGGGGUUCAGUCAGCAGCCGUGAAUGUCAUCUGUGAACUGGCCAGGCGCAACCCCAAGAACUAUCUGUCCCUGGCCCCGCUGUUCUUCAAGCUGAUGACAUCCUCAACCAACAACUGGGUCCUCAUCAAGAUCAUCAAACUGUUUGGUGCUCUGACGCCUUUGGAGCCGAGGCUGGGCAAGAAGCUGAUCGAGCCUCUCACCAACCUGAUCCACAGCACGUCUGCCAUGUCCCUUCUCUACGAAUGUGUGAACACCGUGAUCGCAGUGCUCAUCUCCCUGUCCUCCGGCAUGCCCAACCACAGUGCCAGCAUCCAGCUUUGUGUUCAGAAACUAAGGAUAUUAAUAGAAGACUCUGAUCAAAACUUGAAGUAUCUGGGGCUCUUGGCCAUGUCCAAGAUCCUGAAGACCCACCCCAAGUCCGUGCAGUCACACAAGGACCUCGUCCUGCAGUGCCUAGAUGACAGGGACGAGUCCAUCCGCUUGCGGGCCCUCGACCUGCUCUACGGGAUGGUGUCCAAGAAGAACCUGAUGGAGAUCGUCAAGAAGCUGAUGACACACGUUGAUAAGGCUGAAGGCACCACCUACCGCGACGAGCUGCUCACUAAGAUCAUUGACAUCUGCAGCCAGGCCAACUACCAGCACAUCACCAACUUCGAGUGGUACAUCAGCAUCCUGGUGGAGCUGACGCGGCUGGAGGGCACCCGCCAUGGCCACCUCAUCGCUGCCCAGAUGCUGGAUGUGGCCAUCCGCGUGAAGGCCAUCCGCAGGUUUGCUGUGUCCCAGAUGUCUGCGUUGCUUGACAGCGCCCACCUGGUGGCCAGCAGCACCCAGCGAAACGGCAUCUGUGAGGUGCUCUAUGCUGCCGCCUGGAUCUGCGGGGAGUUCUCGGAGCAUCUACAGGAACCUCAGCACACCCUUGAGGCCAUGCUGCGGCCCAAAGUCACCACGCUGCCUGGCCACAUCCAGGCUGUGUACGUGCAGAACGUGGUCAAGCUGUACGCGUCCAUCCUGCAGCAGAAGGAGCAGGCUACGGAGACCGAGGCAGCCCAAGAGGUCACCCAGCUCAUGGUCGACCGGCUGCCCCAGUUUGUGCAGAGCGCGGACCUGGAGGUGCAAGAACGGGCGUCUUGCAUCCUGCAGCUGGUCAAGCACAUCCAGAAGCUGCAGGCCAAAGAUGUGCCUGUUGCAGAGGAAGUGAGCGCCCUCUUCGCAGGGGAGCUAAACCCAGUGGCUCCCAAGGCACAGAAAAAGGUUCCAGUCCCUGUAGGCCUGGACCUGGAUGCCUGGAUCAAUGAGCCGCCCUCGGACAGCGAGUCAGAGGAUGAGAAGCCCACGGCUAUGUUCCAUGCUGAGGAGCAGAGGCAGGCCCGGCCCCGGCCGCCUGAGGCCGACGAAGAGGAGCUGGCCCGGCGUCGAGAGGCGCGGAAGCAGGAGCAGGCCAACAACCCGUUCUACAUCAAGAGCUCUCCAUCCCCGCAGAAGCGGUACCAGGACACGCCGGGCGUGGAGCACAUACCCGUAGUGCAGAUCGACCUCUCGGUGCCUCUGAAAGUCCCAGGGAUGCCCAUGUCUGAGCAGUACGUGAAGCUGGAGGAGGAACGCAGGCACCGGCAGAGGCUGGAGAAGGACCAGAGGCGAAAGAAGAAGAAGGAGAAGGCGAGGCGGGGCCGGCACCACCGCCACAGCUCGCUGCCCACGGAGAGCGACGAAGACAUCGCCCCCGCCCAGCGGGUGGACAUCGUCACUGAGGAGAUGCCUGAGAAUGCCCUGCCCAGUGACGAGGAUGACAAAGAUCCCAACGACCCCUACAGGGCCCUGGACAUUGACCUGGAUAAGCCCUUAGCUGACAGCGAGAAGCUUCCCGUCCAGAAACACAGAAAUGCCGAGACCUCCAAAUCCCCCGAGAAAGAGGACGUUCCUGUGGUAGAGAAAAAGAGGAAGAAACCUAAGAAGGAGAAGAAACACAAGGAGAAAGCGAAAGAGAAAGGGAAGAAGGCAGAGAAGAAGGAGGGUGAGGACUUAGAUUUCUGGCUGUCUACCACCCCACCACCUGCCGCUGCCCCUGUCCCAGUCCCAUCCUCGGAUGAGCUGGGUGUGGAAACCACUGUCGUCCCUAAAGACGAGUGUGAGGAACCCAGAGGAGAGGAGCCAAAGGAUGAGGAGGGAGAGGCUGGUGAUCGAGGCCCGGACAAGAAUCCCUCCAAACAGAAGAAGAAAAAGCACAAGAAGAAGGAGGAGCGGCCCAGAGACAGGAAGAAGCCCAAGAAGCAGCAGCAGCCCGAGAGCGCGGUGGGCCCCGUGCAGAACGGCGCGCUGGAGGAGGAGCCCCUCCCGCCCAUGUCCAGCUACUCCCUCCUCGCUGAAAAUUCUUACAUUAAAAUGACGUAUGACAUCCAGGGCAGCUUGCAGAAGGACAGCCAGGUCACCGUGUCCAUCAUCCUGGAGAACCAGAGCAGCAGCUUUCUGAAGAGCAUGGAACUCACCGUGCUCGACUCGCUCAACGCCAGGAUGGCCCGGCCAGAGGGCUCCUCGGUGCACGACGGCGUCCCCGUGCCUUUCCAGCUGCCUCCAGGUGUCUCCAAUGAGGCCCAGUUUGUGUUCACUGUCCAGAGCAUCGUCAUGGCCCAGAAGCUCAAGGGGACCCUGUCCUUCAUUGCAAAGAAUGACGAAGGGGCCACCCAUGAGAAACUGGACUUCCGGCUGCACUUCAGCUGCACUUCGUACCUGAUCACCACACCAUGCUACAGCGAUGCCUUUGCCAAGCUGCUGGAGUCUGGGGACCUGAGCAUGGGCUCAAUCAAAGUCGAUGGCAUUACCAUGUCCUUCCAGAACCUUCUGGCAAAGAUCUGUUUCCAUCACCAUUUUUCUGUUGUGGAGAGAGUGGAUUCCUGUGCCUCCAUGUACAGCCGCUCCAUCCAGGGACACCACGUCUGCCUGCUGGUGAAGAAGGGUGAGAGCUCGGUCUCGGGGGACGGGAAGUGCAGCGAACAAGGGGUCCCCCCAGCCUGGCUCUGCACCCUGCUCUGUGCAGGGGUCGACUCUGGGAAUGCAGCAGCAGGGGCUGCCCGUGGCACAAGCAGGACUGCCAUCCGGGAGGACUGCCAGGACCUGGUGGCCAUCAGGGAAGGUGAGGACUGGGCUGCUGUCACCGAGGUUCUCCCUCCCCAGAACCCACAGCGAGAAAGGGUCAUGAGGCUGCUGUCCAUUUCCUGCAUGCCCGUGGGCUGGCUGGCAGCCCAGCCCUAG
This is a messenger RNA of Galeopterus variegatus (Sunda flying lemur), 3894 nucleotides long. RefSeq names its product adaptor-related protein complex 3, delta 1 subunit (gene AP3D1). Gene Ontology annotation, biological process: synaptic vesicle budding from endosome; anterograde synaptic vesicle transport; protein targeting to vacuole. The record is from RefSeq and is a predicted model, not a curated record. The transcript has 33 exons. The coding region runs from base 58 to 3894 and encodes 1278 amino acids. Gene Ontology annotation, cellular component: terminal bouton; AP-3 adaptor complex; presynaptic endosome. NCBI's taxonomy places the organism in Eukaryota, Metazoa, Chordata, Mammalia, Dermoptera, Cynocephalidae.